Mangifera indica (mango) is the source of this 1886-nucleotide messenger RNA. RefSeq lists its product as uncharacterized. The transcript has 8 exons. The record is from RefSeq and is a predicted model, not a curated record. Lineage: Eukaryota; Viridiplantae; Streptophyta; Magnoliopsida; Sapindales; Anacardiaceae. The coding region runs from base 323 to 1528 and encodes 401 amino acids.
GAAUAGUCACAAAAGGAUUGUAAUUUGAAGCAGGGCGCCGAGGUUAAUAACAGCUUCAGAGACUCGGUUUUUAAAGGGUAUCGAGAUCUCUUUCUCAAUUUCUUCUUUAGAUCACAAUUUAUACGAGCUCCGGUUUCUGGGUUUUACUUUAUCUAUCUAGUGGCAUUUGUGAUUUAAAACUUGUGAUUGUUGUAUAAGUUCCACAAUCACUGGGUAAAAUUAUUGUUUUUUUAUUUGCAACAUCAGUGAAAUAAAAGACUGGGUGCAGAAGGGAAAUAUACUAUGCAUAUAAUUCUCUUUUGCCUUUCCUUUUGUCUUGGCAAUGGUUUCUGAGUCGGCAAAUCCUUUUAAAGGUUUUUCAGGAAUGAGAAUAGGUGUUGGAUGGCGCCUUUACCUUUUCUUACUCCCACUACUCUUCUUUCUUCCUUAUCUGUUAUCAGUUCUUGAAUUGCACAAAAACUCUAUUGUAGAAGAUCUGCCCAAGAAAAAUAGGAAGAAGUUUGAUCAUCUGGUUCUUGGGCCUGCUGCUGGUCAAGGGUUGCCUAAUCGUUUGCAAUGCCAAGGCAUCAAGGCUCUCAACAAGACCCAUUUUUCAGCCUCUUCUCACGUUGCAAGUGUUGGAGAUAGAAUUUCUUUUGUCACUGUUUUCACAAUUUAUAACACCUCACUUGAUAUCAACGCGGACGGUAGAGCAAUAAACUUGCUUUCUGUUGGAAAUGCUUCUUAUAGUAAGACAGAGAGGUCAAUGGCUAUAUUGAAUGUGUUCAUUAACUUCAUUGAAGUGACAAUGCCCCUAAGUGAUGUAAUCAUUCUAACUGAUCCUGCUUCAGAUCUCUCAGUGCACAGAAAAGGGGUCACCAUAUAUCCAAUAGAGGGUGAAUAUUCUCGAGAAAGGUUGAUGCUCCAAAGAAUCAGGUCUUACAUUACCUUUCUAGAAAGAAAGCUUGAGGAGCAUUCUCAGGGGCGAAGGCAUAUAAAUCAUUACAUCUUCACUGACUCAGAUAUAGCUGUGGUUGAUGACUUGGGUCAUAUAUUUCAAAACCACCCAAACUUCCAUCUGGCACUAACUUUCAGGAACAACAAGGAUCAACCUCUGAAUUCUGGAUUUAUAGCUGUUAGAGGCACCCCUGAUGGGAUUUUAAGGACAAAGGUAUUUCUUCAGGAAGUAUUAAGCAUUUAUGGUUCCAAAUACAUGAAUGCUUCGAGAAUGCUUGGUGAUCAGUUAGCUCUUGCUUGGGUUGUCAAGUCUCAUGCAUCUUUUGAUACAAGGAGAUUCACCAAAGCACAGGCCUUUGUUGAAGAAAUCGGUGGUGCUUCUGUGCUAUUUUUACCUUGUGCUACAUACAAUUGGACUCCGCCUGAGGGUGCAGGCCAAUUUCAUGGCAUGCCCUUGGAUGUUAAGGUUGUUCAUUUUAAGGGAUCGAGGAAACGCCUAAUGCUUGAGUCUUGGAAUUUCUUAAGUUCUUCUAACCUUUCGGAUAUGUUAUGUCUCAUCCUGGCGAGUGGAAGAACAAAAUAUGAUUUUUGAGUAAAUUUCACAUGAUUUCAUGUUGCAGUUCACAUUCUCUCAAUGGAACAUCUGAUUUCAUUCAAUCGAACUGGGUGGGGAUCUCCUGCUGCAUCUUGCGAAACGUAUUUCAGUUGCAAAUUAGAAUACUUAUUGGGGCUAUCUGUUCUUGGCUGCCCUUGACGCCGUUUCCCACCCAAAAUAUAACUUCGUUGUAUUGACAGCAAAUGAAAGCUGUGAAGACAACAGGAGACGUGUAUUAUUUACAUAGAUGUUUUUUAAUUCAUUUACGCAGGUGGAAGUUGUUUGAAUGAUUUGAACUUCGACUUGCAUUAAAUAAAAUCACUCAAUGCUGUAGCAGGUGAGAACUUGAUUUCAA